Conger conger (European conger) is the source of this 2746-nucleotide messenger RNA. RefSeq names its product protein unc-93 homolog A-like. Bases 88 to 1476 code for a protein of 462 amino acids. NCBI's taxonomy places the organism in Eukaryota, Metazoa, Chordata, Actinopteri, Anguilliformes, Congridae. The record is from RefSeq and is a predicted model, not a curated record. The transcript is spliced from 8 exons.
UGUGUCUGUCGUAUGAAAUUUACAGCCGAAUACGUCGUGGAAUAACUAUCUUUUGACUUGAAGACUUGACAGAUUUGUGUAGUCAAAAUGAGCCGAAACCUGAAAAAUGUCCUGGUUGUGUCUUUUGGAUUUUUAUCACUGUUUACCGCCUAUGGGGGACUCCAGAGUUUACAGAGCAGCCUAAAUUCUGCAGAAGGGAUGGGUGUGGCCUCUCUGAGUGUCAUCUACGCGUCCAUCAUCCUGUCCUCGAUGUUCCUGCCGCCCAUUAUGAUUAAAAACCUUGGCUGCAAAUGGACCAUUGUGGUCUCCAUGGCCUGCUAUGUAGCCUAUUCAUUUGGGAACCUCUACCCAGGAUGGGGUACCCUGAUCCCAACCUCCUUCAUCCUGGGGCUAGGGGGCUCCCCUCUGUGGUCCGCAAAGUGCACUUACCUCACCAUAAGUGGGAACCAGCAAGCGGAAAAGGACAACUCCAAGGGCCAGGAUGUGAUCAACCUAUACUUUGGAAUCUUCUUCCUGAUAUUCCAGUCCUCUGCAGUGUGGGGGAACCUCAUGUCCUCGCUAAUAUUCGGCCAAGAUACAAACAUCGCCGAUAUUCCAGAGGAGAACCUGGUAUACUGUGGGGCUGGUAUCUGUACCCAGAAUAUUAGUGGAGGGGAAACACCCAGGCCAGAGCAAAAGCUGGUUCACAUACUAGUCGGCUGCUAUAUAGGCGUGGGGAUUCUGGCCAUGAUUCUGGUGGCUGUGUUCCUGGAUAACAUCGACAGGGACUCGGCUCGCGAGUUCAGGGGGAACAGGGAGCCCUUCUGCAGCACCUUCCUGGCCACCUUCAAACACCUCCGAGACCGGAGGCAGCUUCUCCUCAUCCCCCUCACCAUGUACAGCGGGUUUGAGCAGGCCUUCCUCUCAGGGGACUACACCAAGUACUACGUGACCUGUGCCCUGGGCAUACACAUCGUGGGAUAUGCGAUGAUAUGCUUUGGCGCCACCAAUUCCAUCUGCUCCUUCGUUUUUGGGAGGCUGGCCAAAUACACAGGGAGAGUGGUUCUGUUUGCCUUUGCCUCAGUGUUAAACUUCUCCUGCAUCAUCGCCCUGCUGUACUGGAGGCCCCACCCAGACCAGCUGCCAGUGUUCUUCGUGUUUCCGGCUCUCUGGGGGAUGGGGGACGCAGUGUGGCAGACACAAACCAAUGCUCUCUAUGGGGUUCUAUUUUCGCAGCAGAAGGAGGCAGCGUUUGCCAACUAUCGAAUGUGGGAGUCGGUGGGGUUCGUGAUCGCCUUCGCUUACAGCAACUUCAUCUGUCUGAACACAAAGCUCUACGUUCUCAUCGCAGUGCUGAUUCUCUCUAUGGUGCUCUACGGAUGGGUGGAGUGGGAGGAACACAAGAACCCUACCCCAGGGGUGGAGUUCAGCCACGCAGAUAAAAAAGAGGACUUGAAUUCACCGACGACAGUGGUUAAAGCUGAAACCAAACUGUAGAACAGACUACAGAACAGGCUGCUGGACAGACAGUGACGAGUCUGCCAGAAAUACAAAAGCCCUACCUUUCCACGUCACCGCUAUUUUUACAUUUUUAUAACACGAUCUCAGCUUAUGUCCAAGGCCCAGUCCACUACGUGUAGUAUUUCAGCUUCACAGUCGAAAAAACUAAAACUUCCCAAAAAUACUUCAAUCAUUCCAGUGUAGACUUCAAAGGAACAAUUUACUGUAUGUUUCAGCAUCUGUAAAAAGUGUUAUCUCCAGAAAAAAUAAGUUUCAUGGGCCCAUGACACGGCACUAUAUUGCAAAACUGCUUGACAUGUGCUAAGACCUUAAUUAAAUCUAGCCUUCGAUGUGUUACUGGCAGGUCAAACCAUGGCACUGUGUCUUGCACUAAUUGCCUGUAUCUACAGUCAGAUAGAGUACAGGGAUUCAGACAUUUUGAAAAUUCCAUGUUUAUCCAAUACUUCAUUCACAGGUUUAAAUUAUGUUGCAGUUAUUCUGAUGUCCAUAAUGUAAUAUGCAUAUAAUAAGCCAGUGAGACUUGCACAAACAAAGUACCAUUACUGGGAAAAAGACCUCAGGAACCUUAAUAAACGGUAUAUCAGACAAUUAUGGUGGGAAUCAAUGGAAUAGAGCCGUGGUGGCGCAACAGGCUAAGAUGCAGCGGACUUGCGGUUGCAGUUCAUUGCAGUUGCACACCGAGGACCGGGGUUCGAUUCAUGGUCCUGCCAAAAGCGAAGUCUGGCCGGCUCUCGUGGAGCGGCAUAAUUGGCUCGCCGCUCCAGAGGGAGGGUCUUAGUGGAUCAGCACGCACAACAGCACCCCGGGCACCUCGGCAUCAUGGUCACAGGCAUGAGAUGAGAUGGCUUGACGAAGGCGCGUUGUUUCCGGUUUGCCAGAUACCUUCGGGCCGCUGAGGGUUGGGGUCGGUGUAUCCCCCAGUUUACACUAAUUUGAUUAGAUGGGGUACAAUUGGCUACCAAAUUGGGAGAAAAAGGGAAAAUUCUGAAAAAAAAGAACAAAAAGUUAAACGGCAAACUAUAUUCCAACUUGGCUGUGCCCUUUGGUGUCCUAACUCCUACGUGCUUCUAGCAGGUAUAAAAACUUUUAUGUGCAUCUAACUUCUGACAGUGAUGUACAUCUGGAAGUUCACCUUCCUGAUUUGGGAAUGAAACCUUAGUAUCUUAGCAACACCAAUACCAUAAGGCUGACCGAAUGUUUUGUGUUAGCUUGGACUUUUUAUUUUGGAUGGACAAACACAAGCAUU